Molecule: messenger RNA, 1600 nt
Organism: Nicrophorus vespilloides
Lineage: Eukaryota; Metazoa; Arthropoda; Insecta; Coleoptera; Silphidae
Product: lysosomal acid phosphatase-like
Exons: 5
Coding region: 238-1392 (384 amino acids)
Biological process (GO): dephosphorylation
Molecular function (GO): phosphatase activity
Source: RefSeq, a predicted model, not a curated record
UGUAAUCUGGCAAAACCAUAACAGAACGAGUUGAUUAAUACACUGUGCAUUGCUGUUUAUUACCAUUUAUUACGUUCAGUGCCGUUAUUUGUUUAUUUUUUGAUGAUUUCUGAGCUCCUGAUCUUACGAAACUGCAGUGGAAAAACGAUUUGUGUGAAACGUAGAUAAUGGUUGAUAACUAGAGAAGGAAGGAAGAUUAACCUUAUUAGUUAUACAAAUUGUUAUCAAAGUAGAUUAAUGCAAUUUAGGAGGGGAUAUGAACAUAUCACAAGACAUGGAUCCAUUUCAUUAGAAACAAUGAGCAAAUAUUGGUGUUUCCUUUUAAUUCCUCUAAUAGGACUGUGUUUCCUAUUCACAGUGAACACAGCCAGUAACAGUUUGAAAUUGGUUCAAAUUUUAUUCAGGCAUGGAGAAAGAAGUCCACUGGAAAGUUACCCAUUGGAUCCACACAAGGAUCACAAAUGGCCUGGUGGAUGGAAUCAAUUGAGCAAUAGAGGUAAAUUAGAGGAAUAUAAUUUGGGCUUACAAUUAGCUGAGAGGUAUAAAGAUUUCUUGCCAAAAAAGUAUCACUUGGAAGAUGUUUUGGUUCAGAGUAGUUAUGCAGAUAGAUGUAUUAUGAGUGCACAGCUUGUCUUGGCUGGAUUGUUUCCACCAAUUAAAGAUCAAAUAUGGAAUACGAAUUUAAUGUGGCAACCAAUUCCUGUACACAGCAUUCCCAGAUUUAUAGAUAAUAAAAUAGCUUUGAAAAAGAAAUGCUCUAAGUAUGAUGAUUUAUUAAAAGAGGCACUGAAUUCUGAAAGAAUACAAAAGUUAAUUGUAAACAAUACGCAGCUAUUCGAUUAUAUAACAACAAAUACCGGAUAUAAUGUGCAUGAUAUUGGCACACUGGAAACGCUUUACAACACCUUGGAAAUUGAAAAACUUAAUGGUCUGCAGUUGCCCGAUUGGACAAAGUCCGUGUUUCCGGACAAAAUGAAGGAUAUAGCUGCAACUAGUUUGGCAAUUUUUACGGAAACGCUUAAAAUGAAGAAGAUUCACGGAGGAAUGUUGCUCAAAGAGAUACUGGAACACAUGAAUGACAAAGUGAAUCUUACUUUGGAUCCAAAUAGGAGUUUGUUUAUGUAUUCUGGUCAUGAUUUAACAGUCGUGAGUCUUUUGAGAGUCCUUGGAUUUGAUGAACUUGUCAAACCAGAAUUUGGUGCUUCUGUAAUAAUCGAACUUCACGAAGUUUCUGAUAAAUAUAUUGUUAAGUUCUUGUAUAAAGCAAAUCCUCUAGCCGAAGUGAAUGAAUUAGUUUUGGAGGAGUGUGGAAAUCCGUGUUAUCUAGAGAAAUUCACGAAUGUUUCAUCUAAAGUCAUACCUUCUGAUUGGGAAAAGGAAUGCCAAAACUAAAUUAAUUAUGUAAUCACAUAUGUUAUAUUUGUUAUCAAAUUUAUAUUGUCUAUUUCAUAAAAAAAAAACAAAUAAAAAUAUUGUUUAUAUAAAUAUUAUGAUGUUGAGUACGUUCGUGUGAAUGAAUAAUGGAAUUUCACUGUUCGUUUAACGUACAGCAAUUUGUAUAUUAUACAACUGUCAAUAUACAAAUUACAGUAUCAUUAUU